This is a messenger RNA of Linderina pennispora, 399 nucleotides long. Its product is annotated as putative GOT1-membrane protein required for ER to Golgi transport. The record is from RefSeq and is a predicted model, not a curated record. The annotation marks the transcript as partial. Gene Ontology annotation, biological process: endoplasmic reticulum to Golgi vesicle-mediated transport; retrograde transport, endosome to Golgi. The transcript has a single exon. NCBI's taxonomy places the organism in Eukaryota, Fungi, Kickxellomycota, Kickxellomycetes, Kickxellales, Kickxellaceae. Gene Ontology annotation, cellular component: Golgi cis cisterna; COPII-coated ER to Golgi transport vesicle; Golgi membrane.
AAAUUGGCGUCGGGCUGUCGGCGUUCGGGUUUGCGCUUGAUCGGGCUGGGCGUGGUUCUGUUCUUUGACGCCGGGCUCAUCGCCAUUGGCAACAUUCUGUUCCUGGCAGGCGUGUCGAUGAUCAUUGGGUUCAAGAAGACGCUGUUUUUCUUCUCGCGGCGGGACAAGCUCAAGGGCUCAGUGUCGUUCUUCCUCGGCUUCAUCCUGAUUCUGCUAAAGUGGUCGAUUAUCGGCAUGGUCGUUGAAACCUUCGGGUUCCUCAAUCUGUUUGGUGACUUUUUCCCAAUCGCCAUUGGGUUUCUGCGCCGGCUGCCGUUCAUCGGCCAGGUGUUCAGCCUGCCAGGCAUCCGCCAGGUUGUUGACCGGCUGGGUGCCUCGCCGUCGCAGUACCCUGUGUAA